CCGCCGUAUCUCGUCCGCGUCAGUUUUCACCCAUCCUGACAGGAGUUGACCUCACCAGCCAUACGGCACAAUAUGUAAUCACAGUCCUGCCGAGCAGUAGAAGCACACCGCUACAGACACACACACAAUCUGCACAAAUGAGUCAACCACCGUUACUGGAUAGAGACUCUGAUGCAGACCAGGAGUCAUCCAGCGAGGAAGCGUUGCUAGAGGAACGCCGCUCCACACCGCCACUGAGGACAUUCAAGGCCACCAAGAGACCGCACAGUCCUGAACAGCAGCACGCCAGCACCAAGUCAGUGCACUUUCAGUCUAGAACACCGGUCAGCACAUGUCCCAGUAGCAGCAACCCGUCCAUGACCUCACCUACCAUGGCACACAGACCUCGCAGUGCCAGUCAGGACCUGAGGUCUCCCUUAGUGCAGUACCACCCUGAUAGCAAGUCAGUGGAGAGAGUACCGACAUCGGCAUUCUCCACUCAGUUCAUAGUGCACCCGUCCGCCUCCGCUAUCCUACCACCGGCAGUGUUCAUGCAGGCACAUGGAGAGGUCCUGCCGCCGGGGACGUUCUUUGCAGCACCAAUGGCUGCGUACGGUCAGGGCCACCGUGUUCUGCCCCACAGUUCACCGAUACCCAGCUCAGUGUCAACACCGGUGUACACAACACACGAGGGAGCAGCGUACGGCUACGGCAGCACCACGCCGGGAACAUCGACGCCGUGGUCGGAUGGUCGGCAGGCCAGCCUGUCUUCAUCCACCGAUCAGCUGACCACGUCGUCGUCGCUAGGCUCCGCACCCGGUGCCAUCACAGCCCGCUCACCUCACCAUCAUCGCACAGUGCCACCAUCGCCACAGCAACGUGCCACCGAGGCCUUCCCUGGCAUGCAUCUAUCCAGAGAACAUAGAGGAACAAGAUUUCCUUCGGCCGGUUCACUGAGCUCGAUCAGCACACCGAGCGUAGGUCCACGACCAGCGGGUCCACUGGAGAUGCACCCGGAAACGUACACAAUACACCCAGCACCACCAACACCUCAAGCAGCUACACCAGUGGCCGGUGGAGGUCACGCCCAUGCCGUACCAACACCACCAGGAGUAGCCGCAGCGGCGGCAGCAGCAGUGCCAGCAGGCUAUAGCAUGCACCCAGAGUACACGACUAUCGCAGCGACUGCCGUACCGGCGGGAGCGCCCGGCAUGGAGCAGAUAUUGACGCUGCCCUACCAGAGCCAUCUGGUGCGCGAGAUGCGCACGAAUGCGGCAAUACGACUGCCUGCGAUGCCCAGACCGGAAGAGGGCCAUUGCCAGGCAGGUGGUGAGCUUCGUCUUAGUCAGCUGAAGCACUGCGGUCAGAAAAUCCACGUCCCGGCUGGUUGUGCUCUGGUUGGCUGCAGGUCACCACAGCUUGGUCAAACAACACUGCUGGCAACCGUGGAUAAACGGUACCUACCCGACCCGCACACGGGAUCAAACGUGCAAGGUUUCCAUGGCAACUGCAUUGGGUGCGGGAAGACGGGAUUCCACUUCUUCACGGACUUCUGCACCCAUAUCAACCUGCGACUGAACACACAGCCUAAGAAACAGAAGCACAUCCGCUACUACAUUGACAUGGAUGAUAACGGCAGCUUGAAGACGGGCACGGUGGUGCCUUGGAAAGGUUCCUCUACCUUACUUCUCUUUACGUCCGGAGCUAAUCGAGGCACAACUGGUAGUGAAUCUGACGAUGCUACAUCACCUGAUCACCUCGGCAGCAUACACUCUGGGUCGUCGGCCGGCAAAGAGGCUGUUAAGUACAGCCCGCAUGCCGGCAUUGAGCCACCAGCCAAACGUCCGAUGACCAGCACGCCAGCCGAUCAUCCACCUGCUCUUGCACCGGCUAGCAUUCAACUUGCCACACCACAGAAAAUGACAACUUCACCGCCGCUUCCUAAGAGCCAAUCUGUGGCGCAAAGGCCUACUGCUGGCCAGCAGCCCAGCGACAGUCUAGCAAGCAGCUCGGGCAUGACAUCGGCAAUGGCUCCCAAACGCUGGCAGUCACCAGCUCUCCUACCAUGCUUUGGUCACAGUGCUGAUAUCAUACAGGAUAUUUCUGCCAGUCUACUUCCCAUGGCUGCCAGCACAGGUGAAGCAAGUGGCCAACCACCACCACCAUCACCACCACAGGAGUGUGUGUGGGAUUUCUUCGAGCAACCUCUAUCCACUGUUGAUGAGCUCUGCCAUCGCUACCGGGGUGCUAGUCCCGGGCUGGAAGGUGGUGAUACAGAGUACCAACAAGCAGCUGCUUUCGUCAGUGAAGCUUGCUUUCUGCUAGGCAGCUUUCUGCUGACCAACACAAGUUUCAAGAUCCUCCUCCGAGAAGCAUUCACAAUGUACAUGCACCGUGGGUUAGUUGCAAGUAGGCAACAACAGCAGCAGCAACAGCUGAAGACGGCCAACAGGCCCAUGGACUGUAUAGCAGUUAGAUCAACAUUGUUAUCACUGGCCGCCAGCAGCAAUGAUGUACUGUCCGUCAGCACAUCCAGUGAGUCCUUGAUGGACGCCGUUCAGAAGGGCGUGCGAAAUAGCACGGCAUCAUCGGAGACAGCCGCCCAACAGCAGCCAUGCAGGCCUGACUUCACAAUCUGCAUCUAUUCCAGUAGUGACUCUGUGUUUGAUAUGCAAGUCUGUGUCGUGCUGCAGUCCAUGGACUUGCUGGCCAAACUACAAGAUAAUGAGCAUGGCUUGCAGCCAGCAAAGGAGACCGGCAUUCACGACCUGUAUGAAGUCUUUGUAGGAAUGCAGCUGAAGACUGGAAUGUUGCAGCAAAGCAGUGCUUCUCCACUGCAACAGCUUCCUGUGAGGACGUAUGGGCAACCCAGCGACCCAGCUGGUCCACUCAACCUACCAUCACCGAGCAGGGAUUCAGUUUGUCUGUCUCAACAUCAACUGCAGGUUGCUUCAAACCUUGCCAACAAGUGCUAUGAACAAAUGGUAAGGCAGUUGAAAUCGAUUCCUGGUCAGAGCUAUGAUAUGAUUGAUUUCAUCAUAUUGGUACGCCAGAGCUGUCCAGUGUAUGUAGAGAUGGUUCAGCGACUCAUCCAGUCACGGGCAGUCGAGGAGCUGCUACAGUCUCGAGGUGUCUCCCCAGUGCACGUAGCUGAGGUAGCCAGGGAGCGCGUGAUCUGUGUGGACAGCGAGGACCACUUACUGGCCAUGCAACUGGCCAAACUGGGCGCGUACGCGCUGGGCUGCCCACGCACACUGUUCUUGGUCAUUGCCAAGGACUGCAUGAAGUCACCGGUGGCCAGCGGGACUGCACAUGGUCAGCUGGACAACUUGCUAGCACUGCCCAACACCUUCAUGAUCUGCUCCAUGAUGUCACACUAUUCAUGGCUGGCCACUAACUCACUGCUGCCCGAGGACAACAUAGUAGAACUGUGUCCGGAUGCCAGCACCUACCAUGGCCUCAAACAGCUGCUUCACUCGCACACCUGGUUCAGCAAUUCCAUCACCGAAGGCGAUCAGAAAUGGAUGGUUGAUGAGGCCUUUGAGAGCACACUAACCAGAAUGAAGCCAUCCGUCACAGCCAGCGCACAUCUGAUGUCAGAGAGUGAGCUGCGAACAUUCCAAUUGCUACAGGAGUAUGUCCUAGCGUGGGACCACCUACGCUCUGGCCAGCACCAGCGCCAACGCUGCGUGUCGCAAGUGACCGACGACAUCAUCGGUGACCUAAUGCACAGCAAAGUGCCAGCUAGUAGCAUUGUCCGCAUUCCCCACCAGGCACUGGCCCUCUUCUUCUGGAAUCAGUUGUGCAGUGUAUUCCAUGGCCAACACAGGGAAUCUAGUAGCAAUCUCUCCGACGAUAUCCUCCUAGCUCUCUAUGAUGGUCAGGGGCCAAUCCGAGUGUGCCAGAAGGUCAGAGGAAGUACCAGCUUUCUCAGUCCAGAGAGCCCACGUCCGCCGUCCGCAUCAUCGAUCGGCGGCCAGUGUUUCAGUCAGGUGUCAUCGCUGCGCAGUCUACCCGCUGGUCGUGUGCUGCUCGUCUUGGCUGGCUCUGUGACUAGUCUACAUAUUCCCAUGAAUGUUCGCUUCAUUGACUACCGUGGCCAUGGACGCAGCUACCUGACGCGGGCAGAUAUCCAGGAAGAACUCAGCCUUAUGCAUGGCUACUCACAGCCAUCACACCCGUCUACGACUACCCCGACAAGUGUCAGCAGGUCGAGCAGUACCCCCACAAGGACUCAUGAUCACCUGCCCUGCAUGGCAGUCUUGUCGGUAGCAAUGCUCCUGCCAGUCAGUGCUGUCGUUGGCUCAAAGUCAGAUUUACCAGCGCCGGAACACAUCCUGUACGGCAUUCAGAACCUGCUGCCCUGUGAGAGACUGCGGUGGCUAGAUGGCAUACACCGCCGGCCCCUAGUCAGCAGCCAGCAGCGCUCCGCUCUUGCUGGCGACCAGCUAGCAGACGAAACAGCGUACUACCGAAUGUGGUGCAGACUGAGGUGCAAUACAGCACAUGCUGAGCAAGAGGCAGCUGUGGACACAGAGCCACCGACUAAAAGCCCUAAGCUCUGGCUACUCAUGGGACCAGCAAAGAGUGGUAAGGCGGCCAUUCUCCUGGAAACACUACGGUUGCUUAUUGACAAGUGGGUCAGUGACCGACAGCCCAGUCUGACAACAACAACUACCACGGCAGCCGCCGCCGCGACGACAAUGACGUCAGCGAGACCGGAGAUCAGCGGCCAAACAUGACAUCAGUGAUUGCUGAGCCAGUCGGCGAUACUGGCCUAACACAGGCUCAUAGUCGGCGAUACUGGCCUAACACAGGCUCAUAGUCGGCGAUACUGGCCUAACACAGGCUCAUAGUUCCUAGCCAGCUACAUCGAUGCUAUAAUGCCAAAGCCUGAGCGUAGUGUGGGAAAGAUAAGGAAGGAGACGGCAACACCGAGAUAGCUCUCAUCGCACAUCUGACCGGAAGCUUACACAGCUGGACUAGAGCAUGUACACUAUGUAUAUACUAUUGUAUAGGUUGAUAGGGCUUGCCACUUUGUAAGGAUUUGACACCCUGCAGCCAGUGAUAGUCUUCUUGUAUAAACAGGACACUGGCAAAUCCUCACUCACUGCACUACCAAACGCGGCUUCGUGCACCGAAGUGCAGCCGACUCCACCCUAGGUCUACGAAUACCAUGCAUUUAGUGACCGUUUGGUUCCAUUUUAACUAUCUCUGACCCUCUGCUUAUAGCUGGUGUGCCGGGGCUGUGGCAUGGACUGACUGCUGAUCUUCCUCCUUUUCUACAAAUUUAACGUGGGAUUUGUUCCUUGAGAUGUUACACUGACUGACCGCUGGCUAGUUGUGACAAUUUUACACAUUGAAAAUCAAUUGAGGUGGUAAACUAGCCGCCAAUCGCUUCUGAUCAUUUUUGAGUUUCUUGCAGCAUCUUCGGUUCUCGUCUACUCCUAUUUAAUAACAGGUCACAGGUCACAGGUCACAUGGUCAUGGUGAUCCAGCCACACUGUAUGGAUAGCACACAGCCAAGCAGCACCCUAUAAUUAUUAUACCCUGCCUUUCUCGCUAUUCAUUUGUAUUCUUAGUCUGCAGUACUGGUUAAAUGCUGCCCAGUAAAGCUGAUCAGCAGCAGUAGAUCUACACACUACACAGCGAUUACACAAACGUGUAGUUCUACAGAACGUGUACAAUGCUCAGCUGUCUAGUGUGAUCAUGUUUCAAGAAAUCAGAAAACCCGUACCGACAUUCACAAUCUAUCGCCCAUGUAGAUACUGGUCUGUGGAAAUUAACACGUUCAGUCUGAUCUUGCCUGAGGUGCCUA
Sycon ciliatum is the source of this 5797-nucleotide messenger RNA. Its product is annotated as GREB1-like protein. The transcript is spliced from 10 exons. The record is from RefSeq and is a predicted model, not a curated record. Lineage: Eukaryota; Metazoa; Porifera; Calcarea; Leucosolenida; Sycettidae. Gene Ontology annotation, biological process: multicellular organism development. The coding region runs from base 138 to 4721 and encodes 1527 amino acids.